This is a messenger RNA of Helianthus annuus (common sunflower), 1241 nucleotides long. RefSeq names its product feruloyl CoA ortho-hydroxylase F6H1-3. Bases 78 to 1148 code for a protein of 356 amino acids. The record is from RefSeq and is a predicted model, not a curated record. The transcript has 2 exons. NCBI's taxonomy places the organism in Eukaryota, Viridiplantae, Streptophyta, Magnoliopsida, Asterales, Asteraceae.
UCACACACCAAUUGGCUAACUUCAACUUUCUUAUCUUUAUAACAUCAUUUAAUUUCUAUAACAAUAAUUUUGUUUCAAUGGCAGUACCUUUGAUCAAUGACAACAAAGGAAUCAAAACAUUUGUGGUCGAUGACGGUCAUGGUGUGAAGGGUCUAUCAGAACUUAGGUUCAAAACAUUGCCCGAGUUAUUCAUCCAACCGCGCGAAAAAAGGCUUGAUAUGACCAAAGUGGUGCACCACGAGUCAAUCCCAGUGAUUGACAUGUCGGAUUGGGAAGAUCCCAAGGUGAUGAAACGGAUAUGUGAUGCAGCCGAGAAUUGGGGAUUCUUUCAAGUUGUUAACCAUGGUGUUCCCCUUCGGGUUCUUGAUGACGUGAAGGAGGCUGCGAAAGGGUUUUUUUCGUUGCCUGCUGACGAGAAAAAGAGGCAUUUGUUCAAGAAUAGUUCGACCAAAAACGUUCGACUCGUUUCGAGCUUUAUUCCGGAAGUUGAUAAAGUAUAUGAGUGGAAAGAUUAUCUUAGUUGUUUCUAUGUUUCAGAUGAUGAAACCUCUGCCUUUUGGCCAUCCGUAUGUAGGGAUCAACUUCUGGAAUAUCUGAAAGAGUCCGAAGCAUUAAUCAAGACACUAUUAAAAGUGCUAAUCACAAGACUUGACAUACCAAAACUCGAUGAAACCAACGAGCCAUUUCUCAUGGGUUCGAGACGCAUCAACCUAAACUACUAUCCGAUAUGUCCCAACCCCGAGCUCACCGUCGGUGUGGGAAGCCACUCAGACGUGUCAACCCUAACCAUCCUCCUCCAAGACGAAACGGGAGGUCUUUACGUUCGAAAACUCGAUAGUGACAAUUGGGUUCAUGUCCCACCUAUCAAGGGUUCUUUGACAAUCAACAUUGGGGACGCGCUUCAAAUCAUGAGCAACGGUCGAUACAAAAGCAUCGAACAUCAUGUGGUUGCUAACGGACUAGAGAAUCGAGUUUCGGUGCCAAUAUUCGUGAACCCAAGACCAAGCGAUGUCAUCGGGCCGUUGCCGCAAGUGAUCGCUAGAGGGGAGAAGGCUUUGUAUAAGCAUGUGUUGUAUUCGGAUUAUGUGAAGCAUUUUUACAGGAAACCACAUAACGGUAAGGAUACAAUCGAUUUCGCAAAGGUUUGAUCAUUUUUUGAUUAUCAUACGUUAUGAAUUUGAAUAUAGAUAUAACUAGUGGGUGUGUUGAUACGUGAAUGUUACAAUUUGUAAGACUCGAUU